This is a messenger RNA of Solenopsis invicta (red fire ant), 7305 nucleotides long. RefSeq lists its product as uncharacterized. Gene Ontology annotation, molecular function: protein binding. Gene Ontology annotation, cellular component: plasma membrane. The record is from RefSeq and is a predicted model, not a curated record. Lineage: Eukaryota; Metazoa; Arthropoda; Insecta; Hymenoptera; Formicidae.
GCCGACGAUCACUGCCAAUCGCGAUUCAUAGCUCCAGUUCACCUCAUCUUUUCUCUUCCGUUGCUCAUCUCGUCGUCUCGAGCCAACGGUCAUGCGGUCAUCCAAAGCCAACAUCCGAAUCGCAACUCAGUCGGAAUUGUCACUGUGAUAUGCUCGUUCCGCUGGCGAACUAUUAUGGAGAUAGCUGAUGCCGGAGGAGGAUCCAACAACAGACAGCAGUACUUUCGAUCACCGCAUCGUAUCGGUAUCGCCUCGCUGUUGCUGCUACUGCUGCUGCUGUUGAUUGCUGACGCGUCGGACGGCGGCGGCGUUGGGGGUGGCACAGGCGGCGGGGGCACGAGCGGUGGCGGUAGCGGUAGCACUGGCACUAGUGGUAGCAGUGGCGGCAGCGGUGGCGGUGGCAGUGGUGUCAGCAUUAUUGGCAGCGGCGUCGGUGGUGGCACUUGCGGGUUGGCCGAGUUGACGUGCCGGGACGGCCGCUGCGUGCCGAUCGACGCUUAUUGCAACGGCGAGGAUGAUUGCGGUGAUGGUAGCGACGAGCCGGCGAUGUGCACGCCGUGCAAUCGCACGUACCACGGUCGCGAGGGUCACACAUACAAGUUGGACCUACCGAGACCCGCCGAGGAACGGCUGCCAUUCCUCUGCCACCUAACGUUCACCGCGGCCGGCCAGGGCUACGGCGAGCUAGUCCAGCUACUGUGGGAUGCGUUCAGCGUCGGUCGCGUCGACGCGAACGCCGACAACUACUUCACCAGCUGCCCAGAAGGCUCGCUCCAGCUCGCCGAACUCGGCAGGCACUUCACCGGCGGCUCGUGGUGCGGUGUCAGCGAAGGUCGCGCGUCUUAUUACAGCGAAACCAGUACGGUCACUGCCUCUAUACGACUGUUCCACGCACCAUCCGCAGUGCCAUUUGAGUUUCGUCUCCGUUACCGCUUCGUCUCGCGCAAUGAGGCGGUUGCUCGGCUGGGCAAGCCGGACCUGCCGAUCGAGCGAGGCUCGCCGGUGCCGGGCACCUACUGCUCCCGCAACUUCUACGAAUGCCACCUGAAGCAGUGCCGGUUGCAAAGCCCGAACUACCCGGGUGAAUAUCCGCGCAACGCUAGCUGCUUGAUCACCGUGCGCCAGAAAGAGGUGCCCACGUGCAAGCACGCGAUGAUAUCCGUCAAGAGCGCCUUUGCCGGCCCGGUCGGUCUCAGCGCCACCGUCAACACCAGCCUUAGCGUCUGGCAGGACUGCUCCCCGGAGCGGGAUCGACUGAUCUUCCGCGACGGUGCACGCACCGAGGACCCGGUCCUUCUAGUUUACUGCGGCGGCCCGCUGCCGCAGGUAACUGCGCGCGGGCCCGCCAUGCAGGUGGAGUUCCGCAGCUCGCCGGUCGCGAUACCGCUGGGCGCGUCGUCCCUGCGACUUGAGCUCGAGCUGCGCGUGAUCUACGUUGAUUCGGACGGCCUGGACUACGCCAAGGGUCCGCAAGGCUGCCACUUCUUCGUCAACGGCACCGGCGUCGGCGCCAAGCGAAGUGGAACGAUACGCGCUCCCUUGCACGCUUUACCGCCCGGCUCCAGCUGCACGUGGAACAUUAAGGGCGCGAUCGGCGACCGGGUGUGGAUAUACUUCUCGUCGUACUCGCAGCGCGAUCUCACUAACGGCAAUGGCGAGAACGGCAACACGAGCACCAAUGGCCAGGCGACGCCGGACAUCUCCGCAGCGUCGGUGGCGCGGUUAAACUUGUGCGCGGUUAAACUUGUUUUCUGGGAUGGUGCACCGAACACGGGCCAGCCGAUGGCCACGUUGUGCGACGACACGCCUAAGCUAUGCGCCCACGCUGCACUUCGCAACAUCACCAGGGCAACGAGGCCGUGCACCGAGGAAGAGAGCUACCUGACGACCGCGCCGAGCCUGACGCUGCGCAUGGAGACUGUUCUGGGCACCUCGCUUCAUCCGAUUAAUUUUCACGCGCGAUAUGAAUUCGUUUCCACCGUUCAAACCGGUGAACCCUGGGGCGAUGGUAUCUGCAGCCGAGUAUGGCGCAAGGUGCAUGUCGGCGAGGUGAUGUCGCCGCGCGACGUACGUCUGUACGGCCGGGGUGGUACCAGCAAGUUAGAUUGCAGAUAUCGCGUGGAAGCUGGCAGCGGGGAGCGAGUGCGCUUGACAUUACACAACGUCAGUCUGGGCGAGUCCACCAUGUGCACAAGUGAUUCGGAUCCGCACACCGGUAAGCCUCGCUGCGUUCAAGAAGUAGGAUCCAGAGAAGCGCGUCUGGUCAUUUACGAGGCGCCGUGGCGGGACGUGAGGCUACCCCGAGCAUGUCUGUGCGACAAUACGUCGCAUUUGCCGCUCACAUACAUUACUUCCGGUCGUGCGCUGGAGAUAACUUUCUUGGUGGACCAGCAGGCGCCCCACGAAGACUUUGAGACGCUCUUUUUCUACGCCAGCUUCGAGCUCAUUCGUGUGCCAGAGUGUCCACGAAAGCAGAGGAUCCGUGGUGAGGGUGGCGAACUGAGAUUCGUCAAUCCCCCAUUGUCGAGGCCGGACAUCUAUUGCGAAGGUCUCCCGUGGCUAGUGGAGGCGCACGAGAACCGAUCGCUCUUUCUCCUGACCUGGGGCUGGUUUCUGCCAUUAGAGCCGCCGCCAAUCACUGGUCCCGAAACGUCUAGUGGCGUCAGCGGUAUUAGCAGCAGCAGCGGCGGCGGCGGCGGCAGUGGCAGCGGCGAUCAAACGAAAUGCCCUACCACCAAUCGCAUUCUCCUCUAUACCGGCUGGCCGCCGAAGUUGCUGAAGGUGGUAUGCCCGGCGGAACCGGGCGCCCGCGAGUUCACUGUGCACGUGUUCUCGCAGGAAUGGCUGGGCCCGACGGAGGAGGGCAAGUGGCCCGGACCACCGAGGCCGCCCGCGUUACUGCUAGACUUCGUGGCACGGGAAACCGGCCAAGCGGCCGCCUCCUGGCUGGAGAUCUCAAAGAGUCGCGCGGCGCUGCGUCGGCAGCUGCGUCUUCCGGAGAGAAUGGCGGGAAUAAUCGAGAACGACACGAACGGCAUGCCGUCGUACAUCGGUGACUGCCCGCACAAGUGCCCCGAACUGGGUGCGUGCAUCGCCGCCAGUCUUUGGUGUGACGGCCACGCGCACUGCCCAUCCGGUCACGACGAGGCCAACUGCGGGAACGGCGCGCGGCUGCUCGGACUGCUCCCGCCCACCAUAUGGCUCGUCGUCGCCGGCGUCGCUGGAAUUGUCACUGCCUUCGCGUGCCUAUUCACUAUUCUUAUUAGCAGAUCCAAAGCUCGCACAAAGAGACUUCAUUACAACGGGCCGAGCAAGAAAAGCAAGAAACCGCGACGUGCGCCGACCGAGGAGACGCUCCUCGGAGUGGCUUCCUGACAACAGCCACCCGGUUUCGUGGAGUAUAUUCACGUGGACCGGGAAACGACUGUCUAGCGACGCUAAUUCUGUGCUUCACCGUCCAAUGACUUCUCUACUCAACAAAAUCUUCCCCAUGAUGCCAUAUAUAAUUGUGCAGCGGGUGAUGAGAUUUUUCCGCUUCUUCCUUCCUACGUACAUGAAGGGAGAAGUGUUUUUACGUUUCCUUGUCCUGACUUCUAUCUCAUCUUCUUUUUUUCUUGUUUAUUUGGUCUCCUCUUAUGUCUCUAAUCUCUAAUUAGUUCCUCAAGUAAGAGUUAGGACAUCGGAUGAUUUUUAAUUGCUUCCGCUAUAUUCAGAGAACAAAAGUUUCCUGAAUGGUUAAAUACAAAACAAAAUAUAGUGAUAACGGUGUUUGGUGACGUAUGUGACAAACCACGAAUCAAUAACCACGCGUUCAUGCCGUAAUUAAUUUAAUAGCGACCUGUCGCGUAUAAGCGAGAGCGGUGUCUUAACUCUUACUUGAAGAAUUCUAUCCCUAAUCAUCAUCUUUUCUUUUCUCGAAUGCUUGUACGCUGCGAAUUUCAGGCUGCUUCUCUUGCUCUUUCGAUAUUUUUGCCACCCAUUCGAUAUACACGUUGGCCAGUGUUUUGUUGAGAUAUUAAUGCAAUGUUGUAAUAACAUCAAAUUUGAUCAGUUAUCUCAAUAAGAUUUUGCCCAGCAUUAACUCUUAAGGUAUCAUGUAAAAAGAGGGUACCUUCUUGGUAUCAUCAUGGGUAUCUCGCUUUCAAUCACUUUUUAUCUAUUUAAAAAGUAGUGGUAAAGAAAUAGUGAUUAAAAAAUAAAAGAUAGUGUAAUUUAAUUACCUUUGAAAUUUCGAGAAAUUGAAAUCUUCCAUAGAUAGAAAUGGGCCACGGAAUAUUCACGAUGGUGUCCCGUGUCCGUACCUUAAGGAUUAAAGUUUGUUUAUCAAAUGGGUGUCAAGAACCGAAAAGAGAUGACACACACACACACACACACACACACACACACACACACACACACACAUAUAUAUAUAUAUAUAUAUAUAUAUAUAUAUAUAUAUAUAUGGAUCAUGAAGUGCGUAUUACGUGUGCCUGUAACGUGUUGUUUAACUCUCCGAUAAUACAUAGAUCUAAGACGUUUCUCUCAAAAAAAAGUCAUAGAAGGAACAUGUUAGAUCCACAUGUUAUUUUUUUUCUGUAAGUAACAAUUUUACAUAUGAAAAAUGUUUUUAAUCAAAACAAAAACAUUGUCUCCUUGAAAGAUUUUUGAUAUAUCGUCACUUCUUUAUUUUAGUUAUUGCCAAAAAGUGUGAUAGACGAAAUUCGUUACUCAAAGUUCAUUAAAAAUAAAAUAUUUAGUAAACAAUUUUCAAAAUAAUUAUGAAAUGUUCCACUACAAUUGUGAUAAAAGUUUUCUGAAUCUUUUUCAUUUUUUUUUUUUUUUUUUUUUUUUUUAAUUCUUUAAAGAAGGGAAAUUAGCAUCUGACAUGACAAAUUCAUAUAUACACUAGGAAGGUAUUGAAAAAACGUCGGAGGGUUAAAUAUCCGCAGUGUAGAGUUCAAGUCUGGUUUCGUUGAUUCCAAAGGAUUGUCGCGUUCACGUUCACCCUCGUGUCUACGUUGACUCGCAUCGAAAAUCUAUCCAUCGAAUGUCUUCUGUUCGCAAGGUAUAUUAGUGACGUACUUAUUUGUGAUAAUCCUCUGACUCCUCCAUAUGCAUUUAAAUACAAUUACGCGCUGUGUUACUUCCAUAUAGACUCAUAUCCCAGUGAGAAAUGGUUCCUAAAAAAUGACGUCGUUUUGAUGUCGAAAAUAAAAGUCGAAAAUUUUCGAACUAUUUUUGACUGGGACAGAUAUACACAAAUACAUAUGCACACGUGUGCGAAUCUCUCGAUUUAGGUGUAGAUUUAAGUGUCUCGACGGUCGGAAAGUAAAUCCCGUGAAGCUACGCGGCACUCGGGCGAAAUCUACCUUUCAAACACAAUUAUUACCUGACGAUACACUAACUCGCGCGUUCUCACACAUAUAGUGAUAAUUAUUUUAGAGACUAGAAGAGAAAGAAAGAGAACGAGUCGUAUCUUUCGUGGGUUAUUCUAACAAAAGAUAAAUUAUAUAUAUAUAAUAGAUUAGAGUCGAAAACAAAAGAGCAUUUUACGAGAAUAAGAAUCAUAUAUUUCAGAAUUCUAUGGAUAAUGAGAUUAAUUGAAUGAUGUUGAAGCAUAAAGUGUGUAGCUACCAAUGUGUUGAAGAUAAAAACAGGUCAGGGUUCGUAGAAUAGUAUACAUGUAUAGAAUGAGGACGCUCCGCCGCGGUUCUCGCGACGGGACUUAACAAAUAUACUGCCUUUUUCGCACGUGGGAUUGUUCUGAUGUCGAAAUGGAAAUUGCUUUAAGGACUUUGCGUCUCUCAAUCUCCAGAAGUUAAAACGAAGUUCAUCAAGUUCAUUUCACCUCUGUAUCUUCCGAAACAUAUGUAUAUCAUUUUUACAUAUUCCUAUCAAAAAGAAAAUAAAUACGUUAUUUUUAUAUAUUAUUAUUACGAAACAUAUUAAUGUUAUCGGAUUGUUAUUCAGCGUUUAAAUUGAUUCAUGGUGAUCUGCGUUCGUCCGGUGAAGUGCGUCAUCCGGCGUUUAGACGAAUAUAUUUAUUUAUUUGUUUAUUUGUCACAUACGCGAACGACGUUUGUAUAAUAUAGACUGUAAGAAGGGAGGAUGGCAACACAGGGGGGAAAAGUCUGAAGUCGCAUUCGCACCGCGCAAUGCCGUAUUCAGAAGCAAUAUUCUAAAGCGGUGGGAGAACAACCGACCCUCACGCGAUCUCAGAUUUAAUACUCUUUGCUCUGCCAGUAUUCUAACAAAAUAAGUACUAUUGCGAUACAGAUACUAUAGAGAUAUAUUAUAUUACGGUAUAUCGGAAGAAAAUGGUGAUCUCUGGCUCGAUCCGUUCGACCAUUUCUGACCUUUGCUCCUUUUUCCCUUCCCAGGUAGUUUCACUGAACCUUGUACAUAUAAUCUUCGAUAUGCGUACACAUGUAUAUACAUUACAUAGGGCGUUUCAAAGCUUUAUUGACAAGCUUCCAGAGCAGCUUCCCGUCGAAUGGGGACGGUUCUCUGCCGUCACACUUACUCUUUACACAAUAGCACCGUUCUUUUUAACUGAGCUUCUUGCACGGUUCAGCUUUUCUCUUUUUCUCUUUAACGUGAAAAGAAAAAGAGAGAUAAACCGUGAGCGAACCGUUCAGGUAAAAGGAGCAGGCCUAUUAUCUACUUUCCCUUGCUCGUUUAUCGCAGAGCCGGGACUGCAGGGGUGUGGCGAACGAGGCACUUGUCUCGCAUAAAAAAUUUAAAGGGGCGUAAAAAUGUGGCAAUACAAAUUUCUAUGUAUAGUAAUUGGAUUCAUCAAAAAGUUGGCUGAGAUUAUAUAAUUAAGUAAAGAAAAAUUAAAUCAAACUUGGGAUUGCUCUCAGUUGCAGAUAUUAACGCGCUUUUUCGUUGUUCUAUUUUUAUCGUUCAUAAAAUAAGGAUAGAAUGACACUCGCGUGAAACGCGCUAACAUAUUAUCGGUAUUUAAUAUAUUAAUUUAAUACAUAUCAUGAAACAAUUAUUUUAUUUUAUUUUUUUUUUUUUUACUAAGAGACGCUGUUUUUCUUUCGCCUCGGGCGCCACUUUGACCCGGCUCUGGUUCGCAGGAAUUGCAAUCGGUUUUCGGUACUCCGACGUUGUGGAAGCUUGCCAAGGGAUUCUGAAUAUCUCCUAUAAUGUUAAUUUUAUACUAUGUAUACAUAGCGACAUAUAUAAUGGAGCGCGUAACAUGUUACAUAUGCAUACAUACGGGGCGGUCCCGCCUGGUUUUAAGGGCGGCUUCAAUCGAAGAGACCCGAUUAAUUUGAUCGAUUAUUAAUACAACCAGCAGAACUGCUUAAAGCAAAA